AUGGCAGAAGUGGUGGGACUGGUAUCUGGCAUCGCCAGUCUGGUCGCCCUGGCCGUGAAGAUCACCGGACUUAGCUGCAGCUACAUCGCCGACACCCGUUCCGCACACAGCGCACAGAAGCAGUAUCUUCGCGAAGUCAAUCUGCUGACCGAAGUACUUCUACGAAUUGAAGAAGUCUCCCAAAACCUCGAGAAAGAUAACAUUGCCUUCAACCGACCGAACGACUUGUUCAAGACCGAACUGGCAGAGUGUGCUGAAAAGUUGGGGAAGCUAUGCUCCGAGCUCCAAAAGCCGUCACCCAGCAUAUUCUGGCCGAUCCAUGAAAGAACUCUGAAGAAACACGUGGAAGAUCUUCAUCGGUUUCGCGGCAUCUUCGACAGCUUCCUGUCAGCGCAGUCGCUCACCAUUGCAACUGCAACGCACCGAAACGUCUCACGCCUUGCUAGUCAUCAAGACCAGACAGAUCUCCUGGAAUGGCUCGGCAAUCCUACAGAAACCUCUAAACCCGUUCCCAGCCCCCUGAUCGAUACUGGAACCUGGUUCUUGAACUCGGAAGCUUACAAGCAGUGGGUAGAUGGAAGCAAGCCAUCGCUCCUUUGGUGUCAUGGCCCUCCCGGCGUCGGGAAGUCGAUGCUCGCGGCUGUGGCUAUUCAAGAUCUGGGCGCUCGUGCAGGCCCUGUACCAGUUUUGCAUUACUUCUUCGACUUUGGGAACCGAAAAGAGCAGACAAGGGAAACGAUUUGGAAGGACCUGCUGCGACAGGUCAUCGCCAAGGGAAACGCCUCUACGGUCCAGAAGCUCGUCAGUUUUCGAAAGGAGUUGGGUCUUCAUCGCCCCGCCAGCUCGAAAGACUUCUCCGAUGCCUUGAAGAUCGCCUGCGCGGAUCAGCAAUUUGUUCUGGUUCUCGACGGUUCCGAUGAAAUGGAAACCUCGAGAGAACUCAAGACCAUUUUGGUGCCCUUUGCCAAUGCUAGCCUUCUAGUCACCAGCAGAGACACGCCAGAGAUACGUUCCACGUUGAGUCAAGCUACGGCGAUGGAGGUGAGAGCUGAUGCUGACGACAUGAGGGCCUAUGUAGCCUCUCGACUCGAGGAGCACGAUUUGGAUGAUUUGAUCGAGAAACACUCCGGGCUGGAGAAAGAGAUUCUCGAGAAAUCUCAAGGAAUCUUCCUGCUUGUCCGGCUUCUGGUCGACCAACUUGUCGACCUCAGUACUGUGAAAGAAAUGCGAAAAGCCCUGCAGGUGUUCCCGACCCACCUCGACGAGGCCUUCGAAUCGAGUCUUCAGAGAAUCAACGCCCAGUCUCAAUCACACAGCGCUCUCGCAAAUCGGGUCAUGGGGUGGAUCGUCUCUGCCGAGAGGAAGCUUCAGAUGCCAGAGCUCGCUCACGGCCUCGCCACUGAAGAAGGUUUUGAUGUGAUCGACGAAGAGAACUUGGUAUCAUCCAAAACUAUCCUCAAGGUUUGCGGAGGACUUGUUGUUCUUCAAGGAAGCGCAGUCAGCAUGGUGCACAUCACCGUUCAUACUUGGCUGCGCAACCGAUACGAUGGCCUAUAUCACAAAGACCUCGCAGAAUCAUGUUUGACAUAUCUCACCAUGACCUCGUUCUCAAGCGGAGCUGCUCAAAGCUUAAAUGAGAUGGACAAACGCUUGAGCACCUUCCCCUUUUUCUCUUACGCCGCUCAGUGUUGGAGAAGGCAUCUCACCAAGGCAAAAGAUGCCAGAGUUGUCAAGUCCAUUGACCAAUUACUAAAUGAUUCCGGACUUCGGUCCGCUGCUUUCCAGGGCGCAAAUUAUAAGAAUAAUUUCAAAUGCCCAGUCAUCAGAGAGGCAGUGCUUGAGACAAUGCCUCAAGGUCACUCAGCCCUGCACUUUGCUUCGUACUGGAACCUGACCGAGAUGGCUGAGAGGCUUCUGUUGAACGGAGAGGAAAAGAAUGCCAUGGACACACAGUCAUGGACCCCGCUGCAUUGGGCUUAUUUUGCUCAAAGUCAGGAAGCUGUUGAGACUCUAAUUUCGCAUGGAGCCGACGCUAAUGCAAAAGAUUCAGUCGGAUGGACCCCCCUUUUUUGGGCAGUCCUAAACGGCGACAUAAGGGCGGUAAACUGUUUGCUUCAACACCAGGCAAGAUACACUGAACGCGACAUCCACGAUUGGACAGCUUUGAGGUGGGCAGUGGCAAGUCUACAGAUUGAUAUUGUCAAGAUUUUGCUCAAGCAUCACACCAAGCUGACGUCGCAAUCCAACGACAGCUUGUCCAUCAUCAAGCACCUCAGCCUCGACGAGGCACGCGCUCAUAUUGCUUCAUAUCCCCAAUACAGCAAGCGGGACAUAAUUGAUGAAUUAGAGGCCACCUUUGCAGAUUCAGAUGGAUACGCAAAUGAGUAUGACGACCUUCUCCCUAUUUUCCAAGAAACAUCCUUCGACAGCACUUGUGGAGAAGUGGACGCUUUGAUCCCCCUACUGGAAACCCAUGGAGAUGUCGGAUGA
This is a messenger RNA of Colletotrichum gloeosporioides, 2490 nucleotides long. RefSeq lists its product as uncharacterized. The record is from RefSeq and is a predicted model, not a curated record. Gene Ontology annotation, molecular function: protein binding. The transcript has 2 exons. Bases 1 to 2490 code for a protein of 829 amino acids. NCBI's taxonomy places the organism in Eukaryota, Fungi, Ascomycota, Sordariomycetes, Glomerellales, Glomerellaceae.